AUGGAUGAAGUAAAGACGACAUUGGAGGAUUUCGCAGAAUUCUGUGGUUUCAAUUUAAGCGCAACUUCUUAUUUUCGUCGUUUUAUCUUCAAAGAUUUGAACUAUGAAUUAAGACCAUGUGCGGAAUCGCUCUUGGUUUUCAUCCAACAUUUUCCGCUUUUUUUCUUUUCUGUACUCGCAGUCUUCUCACUUUCGUUCAUUAAUAGCGUGGAUGCAGCAACAAAUUGCGAAAUCGACGAAGUACUGGAAAAUGUGUUGCGCGAUGAGUUUAUAGCUAAAGCUAAAACGUUUCGACGGAUCACUUCUGAUAAAAUAUGGUUUUUGAUGCUUGAAAAAUUUUUCCUAUCACUGGUGACUACAAUCAUUUUUGGUUUAUGCGUUUUUCUUGGAUUGGUAUCAUAUUAUAAAUUGAGUUCAGUCGAUCUUAUACUUUACUCAUUUUUGUGUUUAAUUUGGUUUAUUUCUUCGUCUCAAUGCGUUAUUUCAUUGCUUUUUACAACAUGGACAUUUUCGAUCGGAUUUUUUUUGGCUUAUAAGAUAGCGGCAUUUUCGAUUAUUUUUUUUUCGGUUCAUCGAUGGAUAAUUUAUGGCUUUAAUGAUUUUCGUACAUUUCUUCCGUUAUCAACUGUACCAUUCCACUGUGUACAUUUGUUGGUUUUGUUGUAUGAAUGGCAUAUGUCUAGAAAAAAUCUUUCCGCUUUGUAUUCCGAUAUUGAAAUUAAUGAUACAUUUGUAUCGCAUGAUAACAUUGAUGAGCCUGGUAAUUUUCUCUCUCGAAUAUUCUUUUGUUGGACGGAUUCGCUGGUUCAAAAAGGGUAUAAAGGUCAACUUAAUGAGGUUACGGAUUUGUUGGCGUUGCCUUCAAGUUUAAAGGUCAAUAUUGUUGAAGAUGAAUUCACUGAAUCUUCAUCAACACGCUUUGCGUUUGGAAUUCCAUAUUUUGCCAUUGGCAUUAUAAAGUUAAUAUCUGAUCUCCUGGUUUUCUUAGGUCCACUACUUCUUCAUUCUCUCGUUGUUUGUUUCGAAGAUGUGAAGUGUAAGGAGGAUGGGUAUCUUUAUAGCGCUUUGAUGGUUUUUGCUUCAUUUCUGACGGCUAUUUUGUCAACUAAUUUCAAUUAUUAUGUUUCCAAAAUAGCUUUAAAAAUUCGCUGUGCAAUAUCUAUUGCUUUAUAUGAUAAGCUGCUCCGUUUGCGAUUAUCCACAUUGUCAUCCUUUACAUCUGGUGAAUUAUUUAAUUUUUUAAGUAGUGAUGUUGAUCGCAUCGUCAAUUUUUGUACUUCUUUCCAUUCAUUUUGGAGCUUGCCUAUGCAACUUUCAAUUGCUCUAUACCUUCUUUAUCGUGAGGUAGGUUUGGCUUUUCUUGCUGGUUUGCUGGCCUCCAUUCUUCUCGUGCCAGUCAAUAAAUGGAUUACCAUCAAAAUUGGCCAGUUAUCAACAAAAAUGAUGGAUUGCAAGGAUCAGCGUGUUAAGCUGGUAAGUGAGAUGGUGCAUUCCAUUCGAACCGUGAAAUUGUCGAACUGGGAACAUGAAUUAGAACGUCGUAUCACAGUUUUACGUCAGAGAGAGCUGAAUUAUCUUCGUGGUCGUAAAUAUUUGGAUGCUUUAUGCGUUUAUUUGUGGGCUUCAGCUCCAGUGCUUAUUACUGCUGCAAUUUUUGCAGUUUAUACUCUUCUGCUUCAUCGUGAACUUACCGCAGCAAAGGUUUUUACAUCUUUGGCCCUGAUUAACAUAUUGAUAAUGCCAUUAAAUGCUUUCCCUUGGGUUUUAAGCGGAAUUGUUGAAUCGUAUGUUUCAUUGAAACGACUCAACAGGUUUUUCGCAUUGGAAAGUAUCGAUCUUGCUUCGAUUUAUUCAUUGACCACGGAUGCUACUCAACCAAUUCAAAUCGAUGGUGCGACUUUUUACUGGAAAAGUGGGAAAUCUGUUGGAAAUGUGGUGGGAACGGUAGUCGGUAUAUUUGGUCCUGUUGGUUGUGGCAAAUCCACUUUUUUACUAGGAAUUCUUGGCGAAACAGAAAUUAUAGGCGAAAUUCGUAUCAGGCAAAAUGCAGUCCGAGAAGGAUUCGCUUACGUUUCUCAGAAUUGUUGGUUGCAACGUGGCACUGUUAGGGAAAAUAUAAUUUGCUAUAAAAAUUUUGAUGAAAUGUUCUAUAAGAAAGUUGUACGUGCAACUGCUUUAGAUGUGGAUAUUGAUGGUAUGCCUGGAAAUGACGAAUAUGAAAUUGGUGAUGGUGGUCGUACUUUAAGUGGUGGACAACGAGCACGCAUUGCUUUGGCCAGAGCUGUCUAUCAGGAUCUCGACGUAUACCUGUUAGAUGAUCCAUUUGCUUCUGUUGACGCCAAAGUUGGCAAUCAUAUUUGGAAAGAAUGUAUUAUGGGAAUGCUGAAGCGUCGAAAUAAAGUUGUUUUCGUUGUUUCACACAACGCAGCCUAUUUGAAAGAUGCAGAUGAGGUCAUUGUUCUCGAUAAAAAUGGAAAAAUUGCUAAAAGAGGGAUUCCGUCAAAAGUCUUAAAUUAUUCUCCAACACAAGAAUUGUUAUCACUUCAGGCGAAAAGUUAUAUAGAAUCUAACGCUGAACAUUUCCAAUCUCCUCCUGAAGAAAAACAGCAAGGUAAAGUGCGUUUAACGGUAUAUCGUUAUUAUAUUCGAGCAGCCGGUAUUAUUCUUUCUUCUGCCAUAAUCCUUGCAUUUACUAUGAUGCAAGCGUCAAAAAAUGUUUCGGAUUGGUGGUUAAGCAAUUGUUCGAAGAAAAACGCCAAUCUUUCUUCAAUACCUCUUCGAUUUCCAGAUUUUUUAUGGACUUUUCAAGAAUAUAGCAUCACUGACUGGAGUCGGACAGUAUACUUCUUGACAGUAUAUAUGAUAUUGGCUGCUAGUAAUACGUUGUUCACCCUUAUAAGAGCUUUUCUAUUUGCUUACGGAGGAAUGAAUGCGGCAACUCGUCUUCAUUCCAUUCUUCUUCAUCGUAUUUUGAAGGCUCCAGUUCAAUGGUGGGAAAAUACACCAUCGGGUCGUAUAAUUAAUCGAUUGUGUGCAGAUAUUUAUAACAUCGAUGACUCGCUACCUUUCAUUUUUAAUAUAUUUUUGGCUUCAUUAUUCAACCUUUUCGGUUCAGUGAUACUUAGUUUUUAUGCAGUUCCAUCUCUGACGCCAAUCUUCAUUUCACUUUUCAUAAUAUAUUAUCUUAUUCAGCGCUAUUAUCGAUAUACUACAUGUGAAGUAAAGCGAUUAACGUCGAUUUCCCUUUCUCCUUUAUACAAUCAUUUAAUGGACACUAUAAGUGGUUUGAGUACCAUUCGUGCUUUUCGUUUUGUGGAAAGUUUUAUGGUUCGUUUCCGCACAUGUCUCACUGAUAAUAUUCGAGCUCAGUAUUCCACUUUAGCUUCUUCACAAUGGUUAACAGUGCGUUUGCAGAUUAUUGGUGCAUUCAUGGUUUCAGCUGUAUCGCUCACUGCAGUUGUGCAACAUAAUUUUUAUUUCGUUGACACCGGUUUCAUUGGAUUGGUUUUAAUGUAUGCCCUAACAACUACCAAUCUUUUAAAUACAUUGCUUACCUCGUUUGUCGAUUGUGAGAAAGAAUUUAUUUCGGUCGAGCGUAUUGCUGAAUUUAUCGAACAUACUCCUCAAGAAGACAAUUUUUUUGAGAAGAAGUUACUUUCAACUGUGUAUGGUGAAAUACGUUUUGAAAAUGUGGCAUUGCGUUAUUCUCCUGCUCUGCCUUUAGCAAUAGAGAAUGUUUCAUUUCGAAUCGAACCAGGCAGUCGUAUAGCUAUUGUUGGCCGAACAGGGUCUGGCAAAAGUAGUUUGAUUCAGGCUUUGUUGCGAGCAAACCCUAUAUGUGCGGGCAAAAUAUUUAUCGAUAAUGUGGACAUUUAUACGAUUGAAUUGCACUCAUUACGUUCUUUAUUUGGUAUUGUAACACAGACUCCAUUCAUUUUCUCUGGUACUCUCCGUGAUAAUCUUGCUUUUGGGGCUAGUUUAUCUGAAGAUGAUAUCAAUAAAAUACUAAAUGUCAGCCAGCUUGAAAAUGGAGCGAAUAUUUCGUUUGGUGAGAAACAGAUCAUAUCAAUUUGUCGAAUUGUUCUUGCCCAUCCGAAGAUUGUGAUAUUCGAUGAAGCCACAGCACAUAUGGAUUAUGCAGCUCAUUCUGAUAUGAAUAGAUUGGUGCGUUCUCUUCUUCCUUCGUCAACAGUGGUUUCAAUUCUACAUAGAACGGAAACUAUAAGUGAUUAUGAUAAUGUUAUCUUCAUGGACAAAGGUCAAGUCGUUUGGCAGGGUACUCCAAACCAACUCUUCUGUGAUGAUAUUAGUAUACGGUUCAAUAAUGCUGUUUAG
Molecule: messenger RNA, 4335 nt
Organism: Dracunculus medinensis (Guinea worm)
Lineage: Eukaryota; Metazoa; Nematoda; Chromadorea; Rhabditida; Dracunculidae
Source: the annotation of a GenBank genome assembly